This is a messenger RNA of Myripristis murdjan (pinecone soldierfish), 3058 nucleotides long. RefSeq names its product calcium homeostasis modulator protein 5-like. Bases 1859 to 2791 code for a protein of 310 amino acids. Lineage: Eukaryota; Metazoa; Chordata; Actinopteri; Holocentriformes; Holocentridae. Gene Ontology annotation, cellular component: plasma membrane. The transcript is spliced from 3 exons. The record is from RefSeq and is a predicted model, not a curated record. Gene Ontology annotation, molecular function: monoatomic cation channel activity.
AAGGACAUGCUGGUUUGCAAAAAAAUUGGGUCAACAUUGGGCUUUUAUCAAAUAUCGGCCAUCAGUGUUGGCCACAGUGGAAGUUCUCUUUGACCGCAGCUGCAUAAAAAGCCUUUGAACAUGAUAUGAAAUUUUAUUGUCUUUGUACAUUUUUUUUUUUAAUGCAAUUGGUCAAUCAGGUUUUUGUAAAUCAAUCCUUAAUUUAAAGGCACGAAGGAAAGAAUUUGAUUUGAUAAGAGUUUUAGUGUCCUGUGCUGGUCUACAUGCAUUUUAAGAGGCUUUCACACACUGUCAAGAAUAAAAUUCGCUAGGAAGCUCUAAUUCAUUCAUUUUCCAAGCCACUUAUCCUAAUUAAGGUUGCGGGUGGGGUGCCUUUCCCAGCACAAACAUAAUAGACAGAUUGGAAACAGUAAAGCAUAUUUUUAAGGUUGUGUGUAAUAAGUGAAUGUGUUGCACUGAUGAUGUUUUAGUUGCUAAAUUAAGCAUUCUUCUUUUUUUUUUCUCCACCACUGCUGAGUUUCCCCUUUAUGUUGUUGUUUUCAGAGUAGUUGGGUUGCAGGAGAGGAACUGGAAAUAGGUGCACAGUAACACCUUAAAGCUGGACUAGUGAGCAACUUUGCAAGCGGCCGCUGUUAAAUUUAGCCUCAAGCUGCAUUUGGACAAAUUGGGUGAAUCUACAGGAUUUCAGUUAGACGGGAUAGAAUGCUCCUCUUUAUUUCAGUGCACUGUAUGAUUUAGGCUGAUAAGAUAAGGUUUAUUUUUACCAAUAAAAUAAAAUAAAAUAAAUAAAAUCUCAUGUAGUACACCUUUAAAAUGAAAACGAUAGCUACUAUACUGUACUGGCUUUGUGGCUUUUGCCGCUUUCAGAAGAGGAGCAUUAGUCCAGUGUUGAGGUACACACUAUCUUGUGGUGAACAACAAAUCCAGCUCACUAGCAGAGCAUGCAGCCUCAACACAUCGUGAUAAAAAAUGAACAUAAGAAUGAACAUGACUCGAACUCUGAAAACAUCAGAAACCCUUGAUUUGUAUUUUUAUUUUUCUUUAAUUGGACUUUCAUAUGGACCAAACGAGAGACUGUGUUUCAACAUUACAAUCACCAGCCUAUUCAUCAUCAUCACCACCACAAUCAUCAUCAUCAUCGCCAUCACACUCAUGAUAACCACAGUGAUGCAAUCGUGGCAUUUCCUUUUGAUAGAACACAGUUUAACAACGGCUGCAGCUGGUCUGAAAUGAAAAAUACAUCUUUGAAUCAAAACUAUUUAAUGAGAUCAUUUCUCUCACUGCCAAAGUUUUUUUUCUGCACUAUUUCUGUCACAUCCUGAUGUGCACUUCAUGUAGUUCAAGUGACUUGUUUACCUGCUUGUGUGGUGUAGAACAGGAAACGUGACAAAUUAAGACCUCAAGCAAAACCAAAGAUGACGAAUUUCCUGUGCACUGUUCUGCUGGCAAACUGUGUGUUUAUGAUUCUGUUCCAACGGAUAUACUCUCUUUACACAUAAAUAUGCAAUAUGCACAAGAUCAGUUUAAGUCAACACUUGUAUGGGCUGUGAGUAUAAACUGAAUCAAGUGGUAGUUAACAUGAUUUUAGUGGUGCUGUUAGCUUCAGCACUAGUGCAUCAUGACGUAUUCUGUGUGUUUGAUUGCCGUAUCAUCUUUGAGAGCAAGCUGUACAAUGCACUCAACAGCUUUUAGGCCGACCACUCAGACUCUCUUGUGGGAAUAGAGCAGAAAAACCACAGGGAAGAGGAAGUGAACACUUCUCUGUCGUCAGUAUCUUCUGCUCACAAGCAUCGCCGGCGCUGCUACUUCUCUUCUUCCUUCUGGAGUAAUGCGUGUCUGAAACCUCCUUGCUGGCACUAUGGAAAAAUUCCAGGCUGUCCUGCAGUUCUUAAUGAACAAGAAGGCCACCAUUGGCUACAGUUUCAUGGCCCUCAUGACCAUCGGCGGGGAGCGAAUCUUCUCCAUGGUGUCUUUCCAGUGCCCCUGCAACCACGACCAGAACUUUGCCUACGGGCUGACCUUCCUGCUGGGCCCAGCCGCGGUGCUGUUGCUUUUUGGUCUGUUCUUUAGCAGCAGGUUGUGGAGGCUCUACACCGGCUGCUGCCUGAACCCGAUAAAGCUUUGCCCCCGGGGGAACUGCUUCGGCUGCUUCAGGGUGGUCCUGAGCAUCUUCACCGGUGCCUGCGUGGCCCCUAUAAUGUGGCUGUGCGUGGCCCUGCUAAAUGGGACUUUUUACGAAUGUGCUGUCAGUGGCCUCGAUGAUAACCUGGUGGUGGAUCUGUUCUGCAAAAACAAGACCUUGAAGUGCCGGGAGGAGCUGGCCAGAGUGCCGUGUGACAGGUCCAAGCUGUCCAGCGAUGAGCGGAUGGAGCUGCUCUUAAUGUUCAGGGCCCAGUCACAGAUCCUAGGCUGGCUCAUCAUCAUCAUAGCAGCAACUGUUGGCCUCCUUGGCGCCUGCUACAAAAACUGCCGCUCCAAGGUGAGCUACCUGCAGCUCACCUUUUGGAAACGCUACAUGGAGAAGGAGAGGGAGCGCUUUGACACCUUCGCUGGAGAAUACGCCACCAAGCUGGCCGAGAGGAACCUCCGCAGCUUCUUUGAGAACAAGGACCCCGAGGCCUUCCCGUUCCCCAACCACAGAGCCUGGGAAGAGAUCUCAGCGCUCUACACGUUCUCCAGGAGUGAGCAAUAUUACAGCACACUGCAGCGGUAUGUGGAGAGGACAGACAGGGACUUCAGCCCGGAGAAGAAAACCAUCAUAGAUCUGGAGGGUGGCAUGGAGAUGAGCUAGGGGAGGAGGUGGCUCACCACUGGGGACAAUCAAGGAAACUGCACUAUAUGCCUAUUGUGUAUGAGUUUGACUCAGGGGAAGAUGCCCAAAGCUGCACAAAGCUACCCUUUCAGUAUGUUAUUAUCAAAGAAUGUGGCCAUCUCUGCACUACGGAUGAGGAAGAGCAAAAAACUUCUUCUAAGCACUAAAUGCAAAUAAAGGUCAUAACCACUAUUUUAUACUCGCUUAACUUCCCUCUACCUCCUUGUAUCACUGCAUGUAUUUCAG